Messenger RNA from Xyrauchen texanus (razorback sucker), 2742 nucleotides. RefSeq names its product gastrula zinc finger protein XlCGF49.1-like. Bases 211 to 912 code for a protein of 233 amino acids. Lineage: Eukaryota; Metazoa; Chordata; Actinopteri; Cypriniformes; Catostomidae. The transcript has 3 exons. Gene Ontology annotation, molecular function: DNA-binding transcription factor activity, RNA polymerase II-specific; RNA polymerase II cis-regulatory region sequence-specific DNA binding. The record is from RefSeq and is a predicted model, not a curated record. Gene Ontology annotation, biological process: regulation of transcription by RNA polymerase II.
CUGACUUCUGUCUGUAAUGCUGGAGAACAGCAGAUGCUGCAGACACCAGUGAAGAUUGAAGUGAAACAGGAGAUAGAAACAGAAAUCACAGCAGAGGAAGAUCAAAGUGAAGAUGAUGAAGAUUUUAUUCCUUCAGAGCUGAGCUGAUGGUGGUUCUGGUGAUGGUGGUUCUGCAGACAGGGUGGAGUUAAGCGGUGUCUUCACGAUCUGAUGGAAGUCAAAGAGGAAAGUCAAGAGCUGAACGAAGUGGAGGAGAAACUUCAGUAUCAGAAACAUCAUGAUUUCACAACUGGAGACGAAUCUUUGAGUGACUCAAAGACUAAGAAUUUCUCACCAGAAAAGUCUCAAAGAAGCACAGCAAAAAAUACUUUCACCUGCUCACAGUGUGGAAAGAGUUUCCCAUAUAAAAGCUGGCUUCAUAGACACCUUAGAGUUCAUGCUGGAGAGAAACCCUACAUGUGCCAUCGGUGUGGAAAAAGUUUCACUUUUAAAGGAAACCUUAAUGCCCACGUGAAAACUCACACAGGAGAGAAGCCUUACACGUGUCAUCAGUGUGGGAAAGGUUUUAAAUGUAUAAAAUAUCUUAAGGUGCACACAAGAGUUCACACUGGAGAGAAGCGUUUCUCAUGCCAUCAGUGCGGGAAAAGUUUUCUUCAAAAAGAACAUCUUAAUGUACACAUGAGAAUUCACACUGGAGAGAAACCUUACAAGUGUUCACACUGUGGAAAGAGUUUAAUUUGUUCACAUAGCCUGAAAGCACAUGAGAGAAUCCAUACUGGAGAGAAACCAUACCACUGCUCUUCAUGUGGGAAGAGCUUUAACCAAUCAGGUCACCUACAGAAACAUUUAAAAAAUAAUUGCUCAAGAGUCAGUGAACAAAAAACAUCAGGCCCAACGGUAUCAAGUAAAUAGUUUUAUCUAAAUAGUAAUAGUGAAUUCAGAUAAACCCAAAGAGCAAAUAUCUCCCAAGAGCUGCAUCAUCUAAGAUCAAUACAAAGGAUAUUUAAGACUUAUUCAGAGAACUGAAUUUUUGAAUGGGCUAAAUUAAUAUUUUACUGGAAACGAAAGAGACUUAAGUUUCUUAUUACCUUACAGUUAUGAAAUUUGGCUGACAAUUAAUUUUUCAAACAAAUAAUUGCAAUUAUGAUGAUUAAUUGUAAUACAAAUUGUCACCUUAAAAAGUUAUUGAUAUUUAACUUGCAAUCAUAAAAUAAGGAUGUGUGAUUCCCCUUAAAGCUUUAAAAACGUAUGGACCACACUUCGCUCUCCGAUUGAACCCACAGUUCCUUAUUUUUCAUGAAGACUGAAGGAAGAGAUUCAGUGAUUUUGAAAAUCGAUUUCUUCAUUCUAUCAUCUCCACAGAAAUAAAGUGUUCUCCUCAUCUGUGUCACUGCGUGUCCUUAACACUGCAUGCAUGAACCCACAACGACCAAGAACAUUUGCCAUUACACAAUUGUAACAUUUAAUAUUGAAUAUGAAUAUUUUUGACCAAUCCCGAUUUUAACAAAGAACUAUUGGCUGAUACCGAUAGUCAGACAUCAGAUCAAUGUUUUGCUCAGGAAUUAAAUUUUAAAAAUGUACAGAGGCAAAAAAGCUUUUGUUCUAGCAAUAAAUAAUUUCCAUUGAACUUGGAUUGAAUCUGUUGAACACAUGACAGGCCAAAGGUAAAGAUAAAAUUAAAAAAAAAUUACGAAUAUGAUAACACAAUGAUUGACAUUUUUUUUAUUUUGUACUUCUAAAACAUUUUUGCACAUUUGUUUUUGCAGUUCAAAACAACAUAACUCACAUUUGACAUGUUUGUACUGUAUACAGUAUAAUAGAACAUCACAAAUUCGUAUUAUGCAUAUGCUGGGCAAUUCCAUGGAAAUUUUAACCACAUCAUGGAAAAAUAAAAUGUUACCAAAGGAACAAAACACCCUUUCAAGUUCUAUCGUUGUGUAAUGUAUAAUGAAAAACGCUGUCCAGACCGCUAGAGGGUGCCGCAUGCUUACACAAUGCUGACUGAAGUGCAGUUUGCAGUCUAGUUUUAAACGCAGGCUUUCAAGCUUUUGUAAUCACGCAAAACCAUAUUGUGAUUUCAAUCUUAAUCAAGCAGUCUAAAUUGAUUCCAUAAUAAUGCUCAGAAGUCAACAUUUGCUGGUUUCAAAGCAUUUUGAUGAAUAUAAGUGCCGUUUUCACUACUGUCACGUCUGUAACGAUGGUUUUUCCUCGCUUAUGUGAGAACGAGAAAUGUUCUUAGGAGUGCCAACCAUUCUACGUUCUCUGGCUAUCAUUAUUAUCCAUUUGUAUUCACAGAGUUUUUACAAAGUGUGUUGAUAAUUAUAAAUUAACCAUCUGUUUUUCAUAUCUGUGUUUUCAUGUUUAUUUUUAUGCGAUUUUCCUAUGGUUUUAAUUUGGCCAAUAAUUGGCUGAUAAAUAUUGUCGGCUGAUACAUUGAUGCAUUCCCGCAAGACUUUUUUGACUGUGAUGGCCCAUGUGGGUACAGACUCAUUCAAGGGUGGCACGAUGCGUAACUCAACAUCCCUGAUGUUAUUAUUAUUAAUAUUAAGGUGUACAUUUUCAUGGACAUUUUAAUAGCUGAAUGUUACUUGGCUAAAUAAUUGAUUAACUGAUUUUAAAUAUUAAUACUGCAAAACAGAUUCAGUAUAAUUUGAAUGUAUGUAGUGUCCCUUGAAACUGCAUAAAUUUGAUGGACACUGCUAAUAUGAACUAUUUUGUUGAGUUGUUGCUGUUGGAGGGAUG